ACUUGGGUACGUGUAUUACAGCGGAAAGCGUGCCAGCGCCCACAAAGACCCAUUGGACCUGUGAGCUCCUCUGACCAAACAGACAUAAUAAGCUUACCAGCAACGCAGAGUAAGCCACGUGCCUCUGCAUGACAUCAGCAGCUGAUUAACACACAAGAAAAAAAUAACUAUAGACUAGAGCCUUAUCUUUCCUUGAAAAGCUGGGAUUUGGAGGAGGUAUUCUGAGAUCUGUGCUCCUAGCAAGUGACUGAUAACAUUAUAGAGCGGAUCGGUCCCUGAGUUCAGAGACUGAGUUGCAGUUGAGUGAAAAAUACACAACGAAAUCUUGAAGAAUUGCACGGAAGUGCAAGUCAAAUUUAACCUCCUCCAGCUAGUGGUGGUUGGACUGAGAAAUUGCUAAACCAAACCUGUAACAGGACUGGUUAUUUGGGUGUCUCUCUCUGUCAUUGUUGCCACUUACUGUUCCAUUGCUUUCUGUGUUGUGUCUGUAGGCCAGAUGUUCUCGGAUAAUUCACAUUGCCCCGACUGUGGACAACAGUGGUUCCCUAGUUUAGAGCUAGGCCACUGGCUGUACCAAACUGAACUUGUGGCCAAUGAAUGUUACCAAGUUUUCUUAGACCGUAUUAGCAGGGCUGAUUAUUGCCCUGAGUGCUAUCCUGAUAAUUCUGCUAAUAGGAGCCUUAUUCUCCCUUGGUCUUUCCCACUUGAGUGGGCUCCCCAAAAUCUGACCAGGUGGACCUUUGAGAAAGCUUGCCACCCAUUUCUUCUAGGUCCCCCACUGGUUAGAAAAAGGAUACAUGACUCGAGAGUCGCUGGCUUUAACCCUGCCUUACAGUUAAUCUUGACGAGAACAGACACGACCUUAAACAAAAAACUUGGCCAAGGCAGUUAACUUCGUAAAUAGUCAAAAUCAAUGCGACUCCAGAGGGUUUUGUGCUAGAAGCCCAAGGAAGAUGGAAAAACGACUCCUUUUCAAUCUGAUCUAGACUGUCACUGCUUUGGGGAACUGCUUAAAUGGUUGGAUCUGUUACGAUGGUCUAUACUGAUUUUUGUCCAGCACCAAUUUAAUCAGUAUUCCAGCCAGGCUGUUCAUCUAGAACCAGACUAUUUCAUGUUCCCUGUUUUGGAAUUAGCUAACUCUACCCCACUUCCCCCUAAAAAAGCUCUACAGCCUCAUUAUUGACAAAUGACAAGGGAGUCCCGAGGCAAGGCCCAUACUGUCUGUAGCAUAACAGUGUUUCUAGGGAUAAUUUUUGUGGGAAAGCAUCCUCAUUGUUGCUUGAUUCUAGAUCAUUCUGGUAAAGCAGCUUAGACAUUUUAAUAAGAAACUAUUUAAUUCUUGGUUCUAAAUUCCACCUCUUACAUAUAUUUCAGUGAUUAUAUAUAUCUCUAUAUACACUUUAUUCAUAUAUAAUCAUUUAUUCUUCAUUGGCUCUCUUUGGCCUCAGUGUGGCUUUGACAUUACCUAUAACUGGCCCCUGUCAGAGAAAUCACAUUCUGUCAGGCGACACCUCCACAAGUUAAACAAAAACAUGCAGAGAUGCCAGUGUCUACACUUCUUUGGCUCUCCAUAAACGACUAUUCUGUGUCUGUGGUGACUGGACUACUCUGGAGAUGGAAAAGUACCUGUCCUAUGAGAUAGGUGACAAAAGGAGUCACCAAGCUUGACUCCAUAUGUGUGAUGGAGUCUAAGGGAAGCACCCAUCUCAACACUGAGCAGGUCAUGUUUGGUCAUAGCCACAGCCUGGCCUUCACUUCUCCAUGAGAGUCACGGAACCAGAGUUCGGGUAAGAAACUUAGAAAAGGCUGUUGAAAACAUCUCAGAAGCCACUGAACAAUGUUAAAAUUCCACUUAAGAUGCUAGAUAAUUCUCUGCUUGUGUAGCAACUCGACAGUGUUCUCAAGGCCCCAGGCUCUUUCUGUGUUUCCCCUCUGGGAUCCUUAUCGCAUUAGCUUUGGUCCCCCUAGUUUCGCAAUGUGGCUUGUUGCUGCUCCCGACAUUUCAGUCCCCAUCAAAGGCAGCACGUAGGGAGCAAAGCGCGUUCUCCUUUGAAGGCUCUGUCUUAUCUGGAGAGAAACUCUUUCUCAACAUGCCCUCCCAGCUUUCUUACAUCUCAUUAGAAGGUAUUGGUUCACAACGAAGGCCGGGAAACCAGGCAAAGGGGAAUAGGGUUGGCAGUGCCAGGGUAGGUAGGGCACACGGUCUCCCCAAUAAAAUCAGGGCUCUUAGGAAGGGAGAAGUGAGGAAUGAACGGCUGCUGGAUGCAGCAGAUCAUGCCUGCCCCAUGUGUGAAGCCUAAAGUUGUUUGUUCGUCUGUGUAAAGAAUGUAUCCCAGAGAUCUACCCUGUAUCCGCCUUAUGUUUGUCAUGAUGGAAGUUCUCUCCUGUUACUGCGCUGAAUAAACUGUGUGGACUGCUAAACUG
This is a messenger RNA of Hipposideros armiger (great roundleaf bat), 2424 nucleotides long. RefSeq names its product torsin-1A-interacting protein 2. NCBI's taxonomy places the organism in Eukaryota, Metazoa, Chordata, Mammalia, Chiroptera, Hipposideridae. The transcript has a single exon. The record is from RefSeq and is a predicted model, not a curated record. The coding region runs from base 497 to 892 and encodes 131 amino acids.